Molecule: messenger RNA, 1643 nt
Organism: Penaeus vannamei (Pacific white shrimp)
Lineage: Eukaryota; Metazoa; Arthropoda; Malacostraca; Decapoda; Penaeidae
Source: RefSeq, a predicted model, not a curated record
UUUUUCUUUCUUUCUUUAGGUGUGGCACAUCCUUGUCAAAACUCCUGGAGGUGUUCAUCUUACUGAUCACACACUGCCUCAGCAGCCCACGCUCACAGAGAUGUCUCACAGUGAUCUCAACUUUGCCCUCGCUGUUCAGUCUCUUCUGAAUCGCAUUCAACACCCAGAAUACCGACAGAUUGUUGUGGAGCUUAUCUCUGUCAUUGCCACAAUUCUGGAGAGGAAUCCUGAGCUCAAGUUCACACAUGCAGUGGAUUUGGACCAGAUAGUUAGAGAUGCUUUCAAGAUGUACAUGAAGGAUCUUGGCAAGGAAGUGACAGAGGACAUUUCUUAUCUUUACACUGUAUCUGAAAUGGGAAUGAAGAGCUACCUUGCACGUGCUGUAGUGAACUUCAUGCUGAAAGGAGAUAUAAAAACUAAUGCUGAAGAGGGUCAGACCUUCUGUCAGGUAUCUUAGAGUGUUUUUUAUUUGUUGUUGUUGUUGUUUUUUUUUUUUUUUUUUUGCUUCAAAGAUAAGUGUUGCAAUGACUUGUUACCAGAGAUACAAUAGCUGGAAAGCAAUAGUCACGGCUUUUGUUUUGAUUUAGUUUUUGUUAAGUAGUAUAGAUAGAGUAUGACAUUCUGACAAACUUGUUUAAUUACCUUUUAUUUUUUGUGAUUGUACCAAAAAAGAUGACACAUUUGAACAAUUUUUUGUUAUGGUUAUAUAUGUUGAUUUAAUUGGAUCAUUCAUUUAUGUGUAUACAGUAUUAUUAUUGAGUUGUAAAUGCUGCAGUAUUUUAAUCAAAAGUCAAUAUUGUUUUAUCCUUUUUUGUAUAAAUUUAUAUACAGAGAAGUAACAUUAUUUUUUUCCUGGUGGUGCUGCUUUCUUUGUCAGUAUAUUGCAGAAAUUAUUCAAUAUUUGUUUUUUCAUUAAAGCUGCACAAAUGUAUAGAAAAGAUAUUGCAGAAUAUGCAAGAAGCCUGUCAUAGUAUAUAUAUUAGAGAUUGCUUACAUGAAAUUACCUUUCAUGGUUUACAAAUGGCAAUUUAUCAUGCUAUUCUUAAGCAGAAUUCAGAGCUAAAGAUAGAAAAACUAAUGACCUAAUUUAAAAGUUUUAAAGCCAUACAGGUCAUUGUGUUUACUGAUGCAAAUUGUGUUAUAAACAUAUCUAGUCAUUUCCAUUUUUAUGUAUAUAGAUAUUCCUUAAAUGAAGUAUUUAGAUGAUUGAUAUUGUUAUAAAUAUUUCCAAUAAUAAAGGACUGUUGCAGUUAUCUUUCCAAGAAUAUUUCAAGUUCUGUAUGCUUUUAUGUUCCCCAUUCAUUUUAAUGAAGUACGUCUUUGAAUGUUGUUAGAAGAAUUAACAAUAUCUUAAUAUUUGAUGAUAAUUUGUGAUUGUAAUUUUCUAAUUCUCCCUUUAGGCUGUAAAUUGGUAAUUUUUGUCAUUGUUUACAAUAUGCAGUCAGAUUAUAGUGAAGUGAUGAUACUCAGAUUUUUGUUGACAGUUUUUAUAUGGUUCAUGUAAACUUUCAUUAAUUGAAAUCAGUGAAAUAAAUUGUGGAUGAUACAUAUUGAUUAUAUUAUUUGUGAUAUAAUCAUGUGAAGGUUGACAUAGAGAACCUAUGAUAAUUACUUUAAUCCCUUAAUAAAACUGUCCAGUUACA